ACAUCCUAUGCCCAUGUUGACCCUCAAUAUCUUGGAGACUCUUUGGCUAUAGACGGAACUAUAGAGACGGUGGAUUUGAAAUUCGAUAAACACUCUCCACCACACGAACCAGCCAUUUUCAAAUCGCCUUUGAUAUUCUUGCAUGGGUUAUUUGGUUCUAGAUCAAAUAAUAGGACUGUUGCUAAACAGCUAGCUGUGACUUUAGACAGGGACGUCUACUGUCUUGACUUGCGUAACUUUGGUGAAUCGCCUCAUAUCAGCAGAUUGGAUUACCCUUCAUUAGCUGCUGAUGUAGAAAAGUUCAUUGUAGAUCAGAAAUUUCCCGAUUUUGCCAAACCCAUCUUGGUGGGCCAUUCUCUUGGAGCCAAAACUUCUAUGGCUGUAGCACUUCGUCGUCCAGAUUUGCCCAGGAUGAUUGUAGCAGUAGACAAUUCACCCGUGAUGGUUUCUGGUAACGACUCUACUGGAUCGUUUGGCAAAUACGUCAACCAACUUCGACUUGGUUUGGAAAAAUACAAGUACACAGACAUUAAGGAUCUUGACAAGCUCUUGGCCCAAGUCGAAUCUAACCAGACCGUGCGUCAAUUUUUGCUUACCAAUGUUAAAAGAGGAAGAAAGGAAGAUGUAAUCACCUCUAAGGUGCCUCUUGAUGUUAUCGGUAAAGCUAUUACUGCCGGAAACAUUGCCAGCUGGCCCUAUGAUCUGAAUAUUGUCAGGUGGACUGGAGGACCAGCAUUGUUUGUCAGAGGUACCAACUCACCAUAUGUUCCGGACGAAGUGAUUCCUGACAUCGGAAAGUAUUUCCCAGACUUCGAGGUUAGAGACGUGGAAGCUGGCCAUUGGUUGAUCAGUGAGAAUCCAAAGGCAUUCAUGGAGGUGUUGGUUGAAUUCAUAGAGAGAAAGGAAGACGAAGAGAUUUAA
Scheffersomyces stipitis CBS 6054 is the source of this 921-nucleotide messenger RNA. RefSeq lists its product as uncharacterized. The annotation marks the transcript as partial. Lineage: Eukaryota; Fungi; Ascomycota; Pichiomycetes; Serinales; Debaryomycetaceae. The transcript has a single exon. The record is from RefSeq and is a predicted model, not a curated record. Gene Ontology annotation, cellular component: mitochondrion.